Molecule: messenger RNA, 1556 nt
Organism: Pisolithus orientalis
Lineage: Eukaryota; Fungi; Basidiomycota; Agaricomycetes; Boletales; Pisolithaceae
Exons: 8
Coding region: 43-1380 (445 amino acids)
Source: RefSeq, a predicted model, not a curated record
GUACUUGAUAGCACAGUGCUUCCCAUCUAGUACCAAGGCGAUAUGCAUCUUUCGACCAUUCUAUGGAGUUUACUUGUGGCAUUGUUGGGCUCUGAAUUGCUAUCGGCCACGCAGGUUCCACUGAAUGUCGUUGGAGAUCGCGGGGCUGGGGUUGCAAACAAUGCCUUCGACAGUAAUCCUACCCACUGGAAUUUUGAAGAUCUUCCCAGCCCGAAUGCUACUGGUCACCUCGUCUUCGAGACAGUAUAUUCCCUUCUUCAGCACUGGUCAAACACCCGGAUGAGAAACGGUCAUACCAUCGUGCCAGGAACAGUCCCAACUGGAACAUAUCUCUAUCAUGCGACAAAUCGCCACCGUGUUCCUACGGUGCCUGACUGGGUUGCUAUGAAUCCAGAAGAGUCGACAUUUUUUUGCAUGGGCCCCUCCGAAAACGGAUGCUGGCACCUCACCUUGGGGACGAUUCAGCCUCUAAAGGUUCUGUACUCUGGUGGAACCAGCGCCGCGAAGCUAGUGUACGGGAAUAUGGACACGCAGGACGUACUGACUUGGGGGAAAGUGCUUCCUAACCAAACGUCUAUGGAGCGGGAGGGGAUCAACACGCUCUGUCAGUGGGGAAGUCAGCACGGGCUGGAUGGUUUUAUAAGAAUGGAAAUGGACUUGUGGCAAGCCCGGACCCGUUUGACUUACCACCACUUGUACGCGGGAAGUUGGUCUAAUCGUUCCCCCGGCGAACAACAUGUUCGGUUGGACCUUGCCAAUGUCAUCUCGUUUUACGACACGGACCUCAUUCCCUCUCUCGUUCCCGCGCGGUUUGGGAAGGAGCGAUGGGAUCAUCGACUACUUAACAUAGCAGACGAAGAUAUUCGGAGAGCGAAAUCUCGGAUCGAGGAGGGGUUGGCGAGGCCACGGGAGUUGUCAAGUGGGGUGGACUGGAUGGCGUUAAUCAAGACGAUCGUCCAUCGGUAUGCCGACCGACUCGAAUUGAAUCAAUAUCUGCUCGGCUCGAUCACGUGGGACAACCCAGGAGCGAUCCUAGAUGCCGCAAGGAAGACGCAGGUGCAACUGAGGCCGUCGUUCUCGGCAUUCGGGAUUCAGCGUGUCCGUUGUAAAAUUGUUCAGAGAAGAAACUCAGUUACGGAAAUUGGCAACUCAAAAGGAAGAUGCGAGCUUCGAGGGAGGCUGCUUCAAUUAACUGACUCGAGUGUUGUGGUGGAGCGGGAAUUGCUAAGUCUUCGCCCAACCAAAGUGGAAGUUGCAGGGACCGACAAGUUCAGGCCGUCGUCACUACAUUCGUCGCGACAUCGAAGGCACGCACGCAUGUUAAAGCCAUCUUCCUUCCAAGUUUAUCGAACUAGCAUGAACGAUAACACGCAGAUCUGAGAGCGCCGUAGAUCUGCUUUCCCGCGGUGAGAUUUGGAAAUGACAGGACCAGCUAUGGUGAGGGGUUCCAGAACCCGGGCCACUUCCAUUCGACGCGCUUCACGAACCGCAAUCAGUUCCACCCAGAAUAGACGUCGCAGUAAAAGGUCAGGUAGCGAGAUGCUGGUGGAAUGGCA